Messenger RNA from Pterocles gutturalis (yellow-throated sandgrouse), 648 nucleotides. RefSeq names its product paired box protein Pax-5-like. NCBI's taxonomy places the organism in Eukaryota, Metazoa, Chordata, Aves, Pterocliformes, Pteroclidae. The annotation marks the transcript as partial. Gene Ontology annotation, molecular function: RNA polymerase II cis-regulatory region sequence-specific DNA binding; DNA-binding transcription factor activity, RNA polymerase II-specific. Gene Ontology annotation, biological process: anatomical structure development; regulation of transcription by RNA polymerase II. The record is from RefSeq and is a predicted model, not a curated record. The transcript is spliced from 5 exons.
AUGGGGCCUGAUGUGCCUUCACGCAGGAGCGUCCUCCCCUCCGGCGAGGGGCAUUGCGGCAGACAUGGAGGCGUGAAUCAGCUGGGGGGUGUUUUUGUGAACGGCCGCCCCCUCCCCGAUGUGGUUCGCCAAAGGAUUGUGGAGCUCGCCCACCAAGGGGUCCGUCCGUGUGACAUCUCCCGGCAGCUCCGCGUCAGCCACGGCUGCGUCAGCAAAAUACUUGGCAGGUAUUACGAAACCGGGAGCAUUAAGCCUGGAGUGAUUGGAGGAUCAAAACCAAAGGUUGCCACACCCAAAGUCGUUGAAAAAAUCGCAGAGUAUAAGCGCCAAAACCCCACCAUGUUCGCCUGGGAGAUCAGGGACAGGCUCCUCGCAGAGCGAGUGUGUGAUAAUGACACUGUGCCCAGCGUCAGUUCCAUUAACAGGAUCAUACGGACAAAGGUGCAGCAGCCACCCAAUCAGCAGGUCCCAGCCACCAGUCACAGCAUAGCCUCCACAGGGUCCGUGACCCAGGUGUCCUCCGUCAGCACCGACUCGGCCGGAUCAUCCUACUCCAUCAGUGGGAUCCUGGGAAUCGCCUCCCCCGGUGCCGAGAGCAACAAGCGCAAGCGGGAUGAAGGUAGCGGGAACUUUUUUUUUGCAUGGGGG